Molecule: messenger RNA, 754 nt
Organism: Ceraceosorus guamensis
Lineage: Eukaryota; Fungi; Basidiomycota; Exobasidiomycetes; Ceraceosorales; Ceraceosoraceae
Exons: 1
Coding region: 106-648 (180 amino acids)
Source: RefSeq, a predicted model, not a curated record
GCGGCAGAAAGACGUUCAUCGUGACUUCAGAAGCGUUUUCUUUCUGACUUGGCCGAAUAGCAACAAAGAACACUCUGGGCCUUUGCACGCAGUUUUGGGGCCUGCAUGCUUGGCGAUCAGGUCGUACAGUACAAUGUGGCAGAGACGGGUCCACUGCGCGUCAAAGCCUGCGAGGCAUGCAGGCACAUCCGCUUCGGAUCAACCGCCGUCAAUUGCUGCGAUGCUGUAAGGGUAUACGGGUGCAUGCACCUCUUACCCCACACUUCUCCGCAUCUUCUUGCAAGCUCGCACAUCUUCCUUGCUCGGCAGUCGGAAAUCAUCAUUCGCCGAAGCGGUUCUGGAAUUCUCGACCCAAGGGGCUCAUCUCUACGCACGCUUCGCUGGUGGCCUUUCUCUGCAAGUGUGGCGGCUAUGCGGCACCUUUGCCGUCACUCCUACACAGCCAUUCAUUCCCACGCCCAAGCGCCCUUAUUCGGCUCGUUCUGUCAAGGGUCAGUCAGGCCCGACAGCGGACUUCAGACCUUACCCCAAUCCAAACACAGACAAAGGUCAGCCAGCGAGCAUCUUGGCAGCUUGUGCCGGCGACAGCCUCUUCGCGCUCCGACAUCGCCAAGUCAAGCCCUCACUGGACUUGUUGACAAAUCUUGAAUACUUCUUCUUGCGCUUCGCUAGGCACCCGGGGUGGCGUUCACGCAGGCUCAAAAGUCUGGAGUUCGAGGCCUUGCCCAUUCAUUGCGGUUCCAUUCUUUGCUCA